CGACUAUUUUACUGAGCAUGCGUGUUACACGUGGAAUUUACUUCCGGUUGUCACUAAAUUUCGCAUCUGCAAACUACAGAUAAGAAUCACGAAAAUAUAGCCAAUCGACCCUUCAUUCUGUUUAGGUGAGGCACCAUGCUAUUGGGAAGUCUAGUUAGAUGUUUAUUGGCACUGUGUGUGUUUGUGUCCGUACAGGCAGGGGAAGACUUCUAUGAGCUACUUGGGGUUCCCCGAGGCGCGAAUGACAAAGAGAUCAGGAAAGCCUUUAAGAAAAUUGCUGUCAACAAACAUCCAGACAAAAACCCUGAUGACCCAGAGGCUCAUGAUAAGUUUUUGAAGAUUACACGAGCUUAUGAGGUGCUAAAAGAUGAGGAUUUACGGAAAAAGUAUGACACCCACGGUGAAGAGGGGCUCUCGGAAAACUUUGGCCAAAGAAAGUAUGAGAGCUGGAAAUUCUACCAGGAAGAAUUUGGAAUAUACGAUGACGAUCAGGAGAUUAUAACACUGAGUCGAGCAGACUUUGAGAUGUCUGUUGAGAGCACAGAUGAUGUCUGGUUUGUGAACUUCUACUCCGGGCACUGCUCCCACUGUCACACCUUAGCUCCAACAUGGCGGGAGGUGGCCCGAGAGCUGGAGGGGGUGGUUCGUAUUGGGGCGGUGAAUUGUGAAGACGAGUGGCAGCUGUGUCGUAUGCAGCAGAUCCAGUCUUACCCAUCCCUUAUCAUGUACCCAGGGAGAACCAAGUACUUUGGCGACAAAACUCGUAAAGAGCUUGUUAAAUACGCCUUGAAACACACCAAGGUGCGAGUAUCUGAGCUAUGGGCGGGUAACUUCGAGCAGACCGUGAAGCAUGGCGAAAAUGAUCUCCCUUGGCUAAUCUCCUUCUGUGGAGAUGGGGGAGACUGUAUGACCUCCACAUCAGCCUUGAAGGUUGCAGGCGUUCUGGACGAGCUUGUGAAUGUCGGUACCAUGGAUUGCCAUGGUAACAACGAGAAGCUAUGUGAAACCCUUGGGCGGGAAUAUGGGACUGUUUUCUAUGCUGAUGGCACAGUUGAGAAAGGACAUGGACUGGAGAUAACGACGCUGGUUGCUCAAGAAGUGGCAAACCAGGUGCUUUCCCAGCUGCCAGACGUCACUGACCUCGAUGAGACCAAGUUCAGGGAGGUUCGCAAAGGGUUGAGGGAGGGGACGGAGGGCGCAUGGCUCGUACAUUUUGUUGAAGGGCAGGAGGGACGCCAUCUAGAGCUGAGAAAACUCCCCGCCAUGCUUGCGGAUAUCAACGUAGGUCGUGUUGACUGUCAGCUGAUGCGGGAUAUAUGUAACAAGCUCCAUAUUCACAAAUUCCCGAGCUUUCUCGUCUUCAAGGAGUCUGGCGGAUAUGAAAUCUACUACGGUAGGGUCACAGCCCAUGAUGUUGCGGCAUUUGCCCGGGAUGCCUCCCUGAUACGAUUGGAAGCACUCGGCCCCAGGGAUUUUGAGACUCAAAGGGUUGGCCCCUUCAGUUCACAGACAUGGUUCAUCGACUUCUUUGCCCCUUGGUGUCCGCCAUGUAUGAGACUACUUCCGGAGUUCCGUAAAGCUGCAAGAAAUAUCGGGGAGAUGGUCAAUUUUGGAACUGUUGACUGCACCAUACACGGAGACCUCUGUAGGACGUACAAUGUGAGAUCGUACCCGACCACAAUUUUCUACAACCAGUCUAAACCACAUGAGUACCGUGGCCAUCACAGUGUGCACGCCUUAGUCGAGUUUAUUCAUGACACCCUACAACCACCUGUGGUCAAGCUGAGUUACCAAAGCUUUCAGCAGCUUGUUUUAAACAAAGGGGAUGAUGAUAUCUGGUUGGUUGAUUUCUACGCCGACUGGUGCGGGCCCUGUCAACAACUGGCGCCGGAGUGGAGGAGACUAGCUAAGAUGAUGAAGCAGACGAAGAAUGUGCAUGUUGGUAUGGUAGAAUGUCAGGAAGAACAGAGCUUAUGUCAGCAACAGAAGGUCCAAUCCUAUCCAACUUUGAGGCUGUUCCCACCAAAGUCAAGAGGGGGAUCUUACUUUUCAUACAAUGGAUGGAAUCGAGAUGCAGAUUCUUUACGAGCGUGGGCGUACGAAUUUCUGCCAUCCAGUGUAGAAACCGUAACAUAUAACAGUUUCCAGAAAAACAUAGCCCAGAGCAAAGAUCCGUGGAUUCUGGAUUUUUAUGCUCCGUGGUGCGGACAUUGUCAGGUGUUUAAGCCGGAGUUUGAAAAAGUCGCGGAGAGUCUGAAGGGUAUUGGCAAGGCAGGUAAAGUUGACUGCACCCAGGAGCAGGGACUGUGUCGUCAAGCGGGCGUAAACUCUUAUCCUACCGUCCGUUUCUACCCUGGAUCCCAGGGUGGCACACAACAGAAUUACCAUGGCUGGGAUAUAGCCAGCCAGAAUGCAGAAGAAAUCAUACAAUUUGUAAAAAACAAUGUACCACAGAAGUCAGAUGUUCACGACGAGCUGUGAUGAAUCCUGCCAUUUCAGCACAAUCACUUACAGCUGUAACCUCCACACAAUAGAUCUGCUAAUAUAUGCCAGUUUUACAGAGCUAUAUAUGUUAUCUUUGAGUGAAAAUGUCAGUUUAAUGUAUAGACAUAAUAUCUCUUUAACGGAUGCUGUAGCUUAGUGUGUGCAUUUAUAGAUCAUAGUUAUUAAUGGGUAGUUCCAUUUUGUGAUACUUUUAUUUGUGAUUUAAGGUGAUAUUACUCGUAGCAUAGAAUUUUUAUGAAAGAGGAUAGGUGGCGAUUAUAGAAUGAAUUGUUGAAAUGUUACGAUGUUUAUUUAUUGAUUUCAUUCAUUAGUUUGACUGUUUUUCCUAAGAAAAAAGUAAUGGUUUUAAGAUUGCCUUGGUGUUGUUAGCAGAUGAUAGACUUGGUGUUGUUUGCAGCAGCAGCGGCCUGCAAAAUUUUCAACCUUGGCCGUUUCUCAAAAACCUUUCAAGAUUUUCACUUUGUACACGUGUUGCAAGAGCCAAUGUUUAAAUGUUAAACAAGGCAUAUAACUCUUGCUUUAAUAAUUAAUUUGUUUUAAAAUGUUAUCAGUUAUUUCUCAAAAACCUUUCAAGAUUUUCACUUUGUACACGUGUUGCAAAAGGCAAAGUUUAAAUGUUAAACAAGGCAUAUAACUCUUGCUUUAAUAAUUGAUUUGCUUUAAAAUGUUAUCUGUUAUUCAAACUUUAUAAAAUAGCAAAUAAAGCAUUGAAAUUAUGCCAAUAUGACUAGUGACAAAAAUAGACCAGCAGUAUUAUCUACUUGCAGUUCUCUUGUUCAUAUCUUCGUUAGAUGUUUGAUUGCUUUAAAAUGUUAUCUGUUUUACAAAAUGUAUUGCUGGAUAGAAAGGAAUCUUCACUCUUAUCUAUGCACUGUAUGUAGACUGGGAAGAUUUCACGGUUUGUGUGUGUGUGUCAUUCUUUGUUUAUGUGAAGGAUAUUUCGGAGGUUUCUUGAUGACGUGAUGUUGUCUUAUCAACGAGUAUACAACGAAAUAUCGUGGAGAGGUUUCACUACGGUGAAUCAAUAUUUAGCUGAUAACUGUCAGUAGGACAAGAGGGUAUUUUAAUAACAAUGAAAGUAAAACGAUGUAUUAAGUGUGUCAUCUGCAAUGUAACAUGUUUAUUUACCUGUUUCAUUGAAAUGGUAGCAUCCCUCAUAAUCGUCUUAUUGUAAAGCUGCACUCUCACAGAUUGACUGUUUUGACAACUUUUUUAUAUUUUUGUCUUGGAAUGAGCCAAUUUUUCAUAUGUCUGGAAAACAGUGAUACAAGACUGCUUACAAUGAGUUUAUCGGCAUAAAACAACAAAUUUAGAACGUAAAUAUAAAUGACUGCAAUCUGGUUUUUCGUCAGCAAUCUUGUCUCACUGGUUUCCAGACAUUUACUCAAAAAUUGUCUCAUUCCAAGACAAAACAGUCAAUAUGUAAGUGUGCAGCUUUAAACGAACCUUAUUUGUAUGCAUAUUUAUACAUGUGAGGUAUUGUAAAUUGCCUUAAUUUUGCGAGGGCUUUAUUUUCCCCAAAUUUGCAAUUCUAUCGUGUUGCAAUUCCAUAUGUUUUAGUUGAAAUAACUAAUGCACAUUUUGUGAAAACUAGUCAUAUAAAAAAGCUGUCAAAACAUAAAAAAAUAGUGAAAAAAUGUAUAUACAUGGAUUUAAUGUUAUAAAGCUUGCAAAAUUAAAGCAAUUUACAAUACUUAGUGCUCUUCUCAAAAACCUACUUCCUUAGUACUUAUUUUCUUUGCCAUAUUUUUUUGUUUUUGCCAAUUGUGUUUUAUGACUAAAUUUUUAUGAUGAAAUAUUUAUUUACAUUGUUAGCAUUUGAUUGCUUAAGCUAUGUUGACCGUUCUUUACUAUUAAUUGCUUGGUAAAAGAAUCUUCACUCUUAUCAGAGCACUGUAUGAAUGACUGGGUGGAUUCACUGAUUGUAAGCGUGGGUGUCCAUCCUUGCAUAUGUCAGUAAAAAAAUUAAUACAACAUUCAAUGGAAGCCCUCAAACAGCGAUGUCAGUGGGGAAGUAUUUGAUGUUCACUACAAAUUAGUGUGCCUCUUGACGUUGGCGUCAAUAAACAACUUUGCUCAUAUUUAGUUAAAUAUCUAAAAACAAAACUUCCCUGUCAGAAUUACUCUUAAAUUUAAAUUUUUGGUUUGCAAGAAAAAGAAUUGUUCUCAUGUUUGCAGGACGGAUGAAAAACCCGACCCUUGGGCACACUGCGUGGCCAGUAAUUCGGCAAGCCUUGUUACCAGCUUCCAUGCUUGUAAAAGAUACUAACUUACUUUAUUUUCUUUACCAUUUCCUUGUUUCUUUGUGCCAAUUGUGUUUUAUGACAUUCUUUUUAUGAUGAAAUGUUUCAUAAAGUAUUGUAUACAGUAAAUGUCAAAUUAAACAGCUUAUUUCAUAUAAACAACCUUAUAUACAUAACUGAUCAUCAAAUCUAGCGGCUUUUAAAAUAUUGCCGAAUGGGAAAAAAGUGUUAUUAUUUAGCAAACAGUGUUCUCAAAAAGGCUCGCACCUGGCCUGUUUAAUAUGACAUUUACGGUAAGUGAUACCAGAUUUUAUGAUACUGUAAUAAUGGUAACAUGAUCUAUGCAAACAAUGUUUUUGCCAUAUUUUUAAAUAAGAGAAAUAUGACAUAAGUAUAUGUAUAAGUAUUUGUAUUAAAGUUUUCAUAGUUUUAUUUAUUUGAAACAUUAGCAAUUAGUUAGCUUCAUCUGCAUACAUACAUUACAAGUAUCGCUAAGGUAUCAAUUUUGUCAAUUCAUAUGCAGUUCUUAAAUGUUCAGAUGUUAAAGCUGCACUCUCACAGAUUAAACGUUUGACUAUUUAUUUAUUUUUUUGUCUUUAAUGAGUCAUUUAUUGCGUAAAUGGUUGGAAACCAGUGACAUAAGACUGCUGACAAUAGAUCAGGUCACAGUUUUCAUGUUUACGUUCGAAAGUUGAUGCUUUAUGGCUUAAAGCAUCCCUUUAAAAUGAAUUUUUCGGCGGUUUUUCAGACAAUUGAGAUCUGUUCUAUUGUGAGUUAUCUUAAAUCACCGAAAGGCAUUGAUGCCAAAAUAAGCUUAUUCUGAAACAUUUCUUUAAAAAAUAUGUCUGUAAUGUCAAUAUUUGAGAGUGCAGCUUGAAAAUAUUUUUUGGGGUUGAAAAUAAACUUUGGAAAAUA
Messenger RNA from Mya arenaria, 5663 nucleotides. RefSeq names its product dnaJ homolog subfamily C member 10-like. The transcript is spliced from 21 exons. Lineage: Eukaryota; Metazoa; Mollusca; Bivalvia; Myida; Myidae. The record is from RefSeq and is a predicted model, not a curated record. Bases 136 to 2481 code for a protein of 781 amino acids.